Messenger RNA from Notodromas monacha, 243 nucleotides. The record is from the annotation of a GenBank genome assembly. NCBI's taxonomy places the organism in Eukaryota, Metazoa, Arthropoda, Ostracoda, Podocopida, Cyprididae.
AUGCAAGUUUAUGUCUCUCAUGAUUGCCAUUGUGCUGAAGCACUUUCUAGAGCUGUUUCCAUAGAGCUGGGGGUGGAUGGUGUGAGAGUGUGUGCCAAGGAAGCAAGGAGGAGAAACAAGAGAGAAGAAGGAGGCAUUGCAUUGAGAUUUGCAGAAGUUUCUAGAACUUGGAUGAUGAGGAAAAAAGUUGCUUAUUGGCUGCUGGAAGUUGCCUCAAUAGAACAAGACAGGCAAUGCUGGUGA